Molecule: messenger RNA, 1771 nt
Organism: Contarinia nasturtii (swede midge)
Lineage: Eukaryota; Metazoa; Arthropoda; Insecta; Diptera; Cecidomyiidae
Product: N-acetyl-D-glucosamine kinase
Exons: 3
Coding region: 101-1444 (447 amino acids)
Molecular function (GO): N-acetylglucosamine kinase activity
Source: RefSeq, a predicted model, not a curated record
AAAAUAGUUGUGAUAUAGGUUUGCAAAGUGCGUGACCGAUAGAUUACCAUUCAUUUGGUGAUAACGAUAAGCAUUGACUCAGUAUAAAAAGGUCAUUGCUAUGCAUAUGAUUGAAAACAAGACACAAUUUUUGUUCAAUAAUAGCAACAUUAUUGCUAUUAAGACAGGCUCUGUGCGAUUAAGACAGGCUCUUGAUUCAUAUUGUGGUGCCACUCACUCAAAAGCCGUAAUUGUCGACAGAUAUGGAUCGAUCAUCUCAAAAGUGGCCGGACCAAGUACAAAUCAUUGGGUGUGCGGCAUUCCCGAAGUAGCCCGUCGCAUUGCUGAUAUGAUUGAAUCGGCAAAGAAGCAAGCCAACAUCGAUCAAAGUCUGAAGCUUCAAUCACUUGGCUUGAGCUUAAGCGGUUGCGAACAGGAUGCCACAAAUAAAAUUCUCGAAAAUGAAUUGUUAACAAAAUAUCCAAAUAUUGCGUCAUCAUACUAUGUGUGUAGCGAUACAAUGGGCUCAAUUUUCACUGCAUCGUCGAAUGGAGGCAUGGUUUUGAUCGCCGGAACCGGAAGCAAUGCAUUGCUUCGUAAUCCAGAUGGAUCGACCUACACAUGCGGAGGAUGGGGUGCAUUCCUCGGUGAUGAAGGAGCUGCAUUUAAAAUCGCUCACAAAGCCACCAAAAUCGUGUUCGAUCAUGAGGAUAAGCUUGUUUUAAGUCCAUAUGAUACGUCUGCUGUGUGGCAACAAAUUAAAAAGCACUUCAACAUCGAAACACGUCACGAUUUAUUGGACCAUUGUUAUGCAAAGUUUGACAAAGCCCACUUUGCUAGUUUGUGCGAAAAACUGUCGAAUUUAGCGAGUGCAGGCGAUGAACUUUGUAUACAUUUAUUCGAAGAUGCUGGUUGUUUUUUGGCAAAAGCAACAAUGUCAUUAUUACCAAAUGUUAGCGACAAAUUAUUGACCAACAACAAUUUGAACAUUGUUUGCGUCGGUUCGGUUUGGAAGAGCUGGAAUCUAUUGAAAACAGGAUUUUCAAAUGAAAUUGCCAAAGCAACCAACAAAUUCGGUUUGAAUUUGAUCAUACUUACACAAGCCAUGGCCAUUGGAGCGGCAUAUCUUGCAGCCGAUUCAAUAAACUUUGACUUGCCACGAAACUAUUCACAUAACUACGACAUUUUUCAAUAUAUACCGCCAAACAAUGGAAUCAAAACAAACGGAGUACACACAAAUGGAACGUACACAAAUGGCAAUAGUGCCAAGAAAAUUUUCACCAACGGAAGUUUAACGAAUGGAAAAUCAAACAGAACCACAAAUGGUAAAACAAAUGGGACAACCAAUGGAAAAUCAAACGGAACCACCAACGCUAAAUACACAAAUGGAACCAUCCAAACUAAGAAAGGACUCAAGACUCAAACCAAUGCAUCACCAAACACAAUUCUUGUUCAAGAUGGAUAAGUGUCGCUUAUAAAGGAGAGAGAUUACAAGAAAUUGAACGAUUUUGUAAAACUACUUGUACAUGUCGGUAGAACAACAUUUUGUCUAAUUAACUGAUUUUAUUUGUACAUUUGAAUAGUAGAUUUUAAGCCGAAGAUUUUGAUGUUGCACAUCGAUUGUUUAUACUGCUUAGAAUUAAGAUUUAUUUUUUUUUGUAAUAAUUUUGAACCGUACACCUUACUUGAGUUUUAGUUAAGUAUUUCGGAGAUCAGAGAUUUUCUGAGAGAUUGUAUAUGGCAUCAUUCAAAUAAAUAAAAACGAAUAAGAUUAAACAAUUACGCAAUUUUA